UUGCUUUCCAGAAAAUACUUUAAAGGCGCACAGUUUGAUGAGCGGGUUUCCGGAAAAGGGCUUGUGGCAGUAGUCACAGGUGCGAAUAGCGGUAUUGGUUUGGAAACUGUUCGGGGAUUGAAUUUAGCGAAAGUGAAGGUAUAUAUGCUUUGUCGAGAUGAAAACCGUGGAUCAGAAGCCAGGAUUAAAUUAGCC
Strongylus vulgaris is the source of this 195-nucleotide messenger RNA. The record is from the annotation of a GenBank genome assembly. NCBI's taxonomy places the organism in Eukaryota, Metazoa, Nematoda, Chromadorea, Rhabditida, Strongylidae.